GAACAGCAUCGUCGCGCGAGCGAGAUAUGCAGCACGACCAAGGCGGCCUUGGGUAGCGUGUGGAGGUUGCGACCCAAACCCAUCUGAAAUUCGAAUGAGGAGACAAGGCGGAGCAGUGGUCGCGAGACACACGGACAGUAGGAGCGGCACAUCGACGAUGACGCGUACCGAGUCCCUGUAUCCGAGAUAUCCGAUGUUGUCCCACCACUCUUCAAGCCAAUGGGUGCGU
Molecule: messenger RNA, 229 nt
Organism: Mycena citricolor
Lineage: Eukaryota; Fungi; Basidiomycota; Agaricomycetes; Agaricales; Mycenaceae
Source: the annotation of a GenBank genome assembly